Molecule: messenger RNA, 1680 nt
Organism: Sporisorium graminicola
Lineage: Eukaryota; Fungi; Basidiomycota; Ustilaginomycetes; Ustilaginales; Ustilaginaceae
Exons: 2
Coding region: 1-1680 (559 amino acids)
Biological process (GO): riboflavin biosynthetic process
Molecular function (GO): GTP cyclohydrolase II activity
Source: RefSeq, a predicted model, not a curated record
AUGACUUCGUCCACCGACCACAUCCUCUCGCGCAUUCUCGACGAGCUUACAGAGCUCAAGGUGAAAAAUUCGCAUCUCGAGGCAAAGGUCGACGCUCUGCAGAAUGCAACCACGCUUCCCUCGCCGUCAUCACAAGCUCGUCGACAGAGUGCGACUGGAUUCACUGCUCUCGGCGCGCACAGCUUCUCACCCUCUGUACCUGCCGAAUUUGCGUUUGGCUCUUCGCCACCGCCUCAGCCUCUCGGCCCUCCCGCUCACCCGAUGGGCGGUCUUCCUCAGACCAACGGACCUAGUCCCGCAGAAACCCCCGAGCUCGGCACCAAGAAGCUUCCCGUCAAUGGUGCAGCCUCGCCCUCUCUUCCAGCCUCCACCAAUUCCACGGCUGGCUAUUACUCUUCGCGGGUCAUCCUGACCACCUACCCUGGCCAAGUGGGCAUCAAGCCAUUGCCGCUCAACUGGGCCGCUCCAGACGCCAAGCAGCGAGGACCCGUCGUUGCGAGCAGACAUCCGAACUCGAUCCGCGUGCGUAACGCCAUCGGCGCCUACGGCGGAAGCUACUCGAUCUACCGCUCUCUCGCCAUCGCCAUGGGGCAGCUCAACCCGAACCACCGGCCGGACUACACCAACACGGAGCCGCCGUUCGAGAUCCCGCCCAAUCCGUCGUGGUUCGACCCGUCCAAGAUCGUUGCCAUGGAUCCGUGGGGGCAUCUGGCGCCGCAGGUGUACAGGUCCGAGUUCGAGGCUGGCGUGGAUAUCCGCCCGACGGCGUCGCUGACCAAGGCGCACAUCAAGAUGCCCGAGCUAGACAACGCGCAGCAGGCGGGCGUGUUCCCAAUCGACGGCAAGAUUGUCGUCAAGAGUAUCCGGCUGCCUGGUGUCGCGGAGGACGUGGAUCCCGGAUGCGAGGUCAGCGUGAGCAAGGCGGCGGUCGACCCGGUGUGGUACCUGCCCGGUGUUGCCGAGCGCCUUGGCGUCACCGAAGGCGCACUGAGACGCGCCAUCUUCGAAGACACGGGAGGAUCGUACCCGGAACUGCUCACUCGUCACGACCUCAAAGUGUUCCUGCCGCCCAUCUCGGGUCUGACGGUGUACAUCUUUGGGCGACCGGAGGACCUGCGCGAUCCGACCAAGGAGGUCACGGUGCGCAUCCACGACGAGUGCAACGGCUCGGAUGUGUUUGGCAGUGAUAUCUGCACGUGUCGGCCGUACUUGCUGUUUGGUAUCGAGGAGUGCAUCAAGACGGCGCAGCGCGGGGGGGCGGGGGCGGUGAUCUAUUUCCGCAAGGAGGGGCGUGCGCUGGGCGAGGUGACCAAGUACCUCGUUUACAACGCCAGGAAGCGCGGCACAGAUUCGGCGAGCAACUACUUCAAGCGCACCGAGAACAUCGCCGGUGUCAAAGAUAUGCGCUUCCAGGCACUCAUGCCCGACGUCCUCCACUGGCUCGGCGCAACCAACAUCACCAACUGGAUCUCGAUGAGCAACAUGAAGCACGACGCCGCCGUCAACAGCGGCAUCAAGAUCAAGAACAGGUACGAGCUUCCCGAGGAGCUCAUCCCCGCCGACUCGCGCGUCGAGAUCGACGCAAAGAUCCAAGCUGGCUACUUUUCCACCACCAAACACCUCACCGAGGACGACCUCAAGCACACCGUCGGCCGCGCUUGGGAGGACCUCGAUCACUGA